UUGUUAGAAGGGUCGCUAAUCGUAUCGGUCGCAGUGCGGUCACUCUGUUCACGUCCCGUCACGCAAGCAUCGUCGUCCAUUUUUGCCAAGCGAGACGAAAAUUUGUAAAUUAUAGCAAGCGAGUCGCAGUGGACGAACACCUAUUGACAGUGCAUUUCAGUGGCCUUUGAAAUACUGCUCAAACAACCAGCAAGCAAUAACAUUACUAAUAUCUACCCGAGAACCUAAACUAAGAACCUAAACCGAAGUUGUAACGUGAAUGUACGUGCGUAUGUGCCAGCGGAGUAGUGGCACAAUAAAAAAGUAAAUAAAGCGCGUGUGAAGUGGUGCAGAAAGCGAAAAGGCAGUCGGCAGGCAAAAGCGAAUAACGCAUUAACCCGACGCUUGAUCAUCCAUCUGCAGCAUCCAUCAUCCGGAAUCGAGCUAAAAUAAUCAGCAGCUACCGACAAUCAAGCAAGCCAUCUAUUCGUCAGAAGAGCACCGAGAAGUAGAACCUCAAUCAUAGCGAUGGCCUGUGCAACCCUGAAACGCGCCCUUGACUGGGAGUCGAUGAACCAGCGUCCUCCGAAACGCCGGCGCUGCAAUCCUUUUGGCCGGGAGCUGAGCAACGCAGGUCCAGCGUCGCCGUCCCGUGACCGCGACGGUCCCAGCACCUCGGCGGGUCUGCCCCACACGCCCAGCAACCGAUUCGCCAAGGACAACACCGAACCCAGCCCGUUCAGCGAGGCGUCGCUGGCAAAAAUGUCACCAGACAAAAUGGCCGAGAGCUUGUGCAACGAGAUCAAGAGACUGCACAAGCGCAAACAGCUGCCGAUCACCUCGUCGGCCUUGGAGCGCAUGCAGGAUUCGGAGUCCAGCGGAUCGGAGAUGGGUCCAGAGAGUCCGCGUCGCCCGGACAGCCCACAGAACCUGAUGCGCCACGGCGAGAAGGCCCUGUUCACGUUUAAGCAGGUGCAGCUCAUAUGCGAGAGCAUGAUCAAGGAGCGUGAGAAUCAGCUGAGGGAGCGCUACGAGUCCGUGCUGACCACCAAGCUGGCCGAACAGUACGAUGCCUUCGUCAAGUUCACAUAUGAUCAGAUACAGCGUCGCUACGAGGCAGCGCCUAGCUACCUGUCGUAAGGCUGUGUAGGCAUCUGGAGCCUCAGAGAAAAGAAAUUAAUAAUUGCACUACGAUCUUAUGUGACGGUAGAUCUACCGCGACAACAACAGCCCUCAUAAACUAAAACAAACAACAAAUAAGGAAACUAAAGCAAACGCAAAACAAACCAACAAAAAACCUAAAAAGCAAAAAACGGAAAAAACAAACAAAAAAAGAAAAAACAAACUACAACAUACAUCGUGUUUAAUAUAUUUUGAAAUACACGCAAAGAAGAAAGCAGUUAUAGUUUAUGCCUAGAUUUACAUAUAUAUUGUAUCGGUUAGCAGCAAAGGGAUGAAUUAUUUAACAGCAAGCAGAAACCACAAAAGAAAGAAACCAACAAAACUUGUUAAAUCUAUGUUUUUCACAUAACGAAAAUUCUAAAUAAAAUGACAAAUAUCUAAUAUGAAGAACUAUAAGCACACCGCCACUGCAGACAUAUAUGGUGCAUCCGUAGAGAGAACGAUUCAAUGAAACCUCAAACGUAGCUUCGUACAUAACUGACCGACAGAAUUGGCAAAUAUAAUGUUAGGUACAUGUAGCAUAUAAGGUAUGAUGUAAAACGUAUCAAACUACAUAUAUUGUUUUUUGAAAUAGUAAUUUAUGAGCGGAAGGCCACGAGCGAUGCAACAAAGAUAACUCACAACUCAUGAAGAACACUUUUCAUAGUUUAUUUUUGCAUAUUAGUUGUACACUAAGGCGAGAAACGAACGCUUGACUUUGCCUAUUUUCUCGAGUAUCGUUUGUUAAUUGUUUCUUCCUUUGAUGCGAAUUAUUGCAAAGUAAUGUAAACACACAAAGCAAGUGAAAUGUUUCGAUUUGCUUUACAACAUACGAAAAUGAAUACUGAAAAGAAGGAGAACACAAACGUAUAAAAGUUAUUCAUUAAGUCAAAUUGAACGCUUUCUUAUAAUAUACGCUUGUCAGAAGA
This is a messenger RNA of Drosophila erecta, 2069 nucleotides long. Its product is annotated as akirin. The transcript has 4 exons. Gene Ontology annotation, biological process: positive regulation of transcription by RNA polymerase II; positive regulation of innate immune response. The record is from RefSeq and is a predicted model, not a curated record. Gene Ontology annotation, cellular component: chromatin; nucleus. Gene Ontology annotation, molecular function: transcription coregulator activity. Lineage: Eukaryota; Metazoa; Arthropoda; Insecta; Diptera; Drosophilidae. The coding region runs from base 508 to 1119 and encodes 203 amino acids.